This is a messenger RNA of Emys orbicularis (European pond turtle), 2148 nucleotides long. It is a transcript of the gene IL17RE, whose product is annotated as interleukin 17 receptor E. The transcript has 16 exons. Gene Ontology annotation, molecular function: interleukin-17 receptor activity. The record is from RefSeq and is a predicted model, not a curated record. The coding region runs from base 1 to 2148 and encodes 715 amino acids. Lineage: Eukaryota; Metazoa; Chordata; Testudines; Emydidae.
AUGGGGCGCCCCGCGCCCCGCGCCCUGCUGCUGGCCGGCGUCCUGCUGCUGGCCGGGCCCCGGGCCAGAGCGCCGCGCCCCCGCGUCACCGCCAACUUCGCCUGCAGAGUCAGGGUGGACAGUGCCCUCCCCAGGCCCCGGUGCCACCAGAGGGAGCAGGAUGGAGCAGGCCUGUCCCCGCCAGCCCUAGCUCUGAGCACCGCCUGGCUGUGCCAGGCCUCCCGCGACUGCCAGCCGUGCGUGCGUGUGCGCCUGGCCCUGCACACUGCAGGGCUGGGCAGUGUCUGUGGGCUGCAGUUGGAUUUCCUGGUGCUGGGCUCCAACACGGCCAGCUGGCUACAGGUCUGGAGGCAGCUCCCGGAGGCUGCAGGCUCCCUGUGGCAGGUGCAGUUUGACUGUUUCCCGGUGGAGAGCGGGCGCCGUGUUCUGGUCUCACUUGGCACCGUCCCUGACCGGGGGCUGAGCCUCAACCAGAGCCACCUGGUCCCUGCAGAGCCGGCAGGCCCCAAGUUCAGCUAUGCCUGGCGCCCGGAGGCACGGGCCAUUGAGGUGUCGGUGCCCGAGGGCCCUGCCCUGACCGUGCGGCUGUGCCACCAGCUGGCCCUGGAGUGCGAGGAGCUGUCCACCCCCUUCCCCCGACAGGCGUCGGUGUCUGGGGGUCACAGCGUUGUGCUGCCCUACGAGUUCCUGGUGCCCUGUCUCUGCAUUGAGGCCUCCUACCGGCACCGCGACAGCCUGCGCACGAAGCUGUGCCCCUUCCAGCCCCAGCCGGAAGCUUAUGGCUCCGAGCUGUGGGCGUCCAUGCAGUUCCGUGACUACAGCGCCAGCAGUGAGGCCAACAUGGUCAUGGUGCUGAGUGCCCGUUGUCCGCUGCACCCGACCGCCACCCUGUGCUGGAAGGAGAGUGACACGGGGGCCUGCCACAGUGUCCCCAACUCCACAGCCAUGGAGUCCAACCAGGCCUACACCGUGGAGAAGGUGGAUGUGCAUCCUCUGCUCUGCUUCAAGUUCUCCUACGGCAACAGCAGCCACGUGGAGUGCCCGCACCGGCCAGACACCGCCUGGAACGUGUCCGCGAGUGUCCGGUUCCUGCAGCUUCUCCUGCGUGUGACCUCCACGGUCCCGGCAUCCUUCAGCGCAGCCCUGUGCCGGCAGCAGGGGAGCCGGUGUGAGCCAGAGGCGCCUGUCUACACCGUCACAAGCCCAGAGAGCUUCGGCCCCAGGGAGCUGACCCUGCUGCUGCCGCUGCAGCUCCUGGGCGGCUGUGUGCUGGUGUGGCGCUCCGACGUGCAGUUUGCCCGGAAGCAGCUCCUGUGCCCAGAUGUUGCUCGCAAGCGCUUUGGGCUGCUCGCCCUGGGGCUGGCACUGGCUCUGGGGCUGCUGGGGACUGUCCUGCUGCUGAACUACAGGAGCCUCCGGAAACUCACCACAGCGCCGCGGGGCCGUCGGCCCGUCCUGCUGAUCUAUUCCCCCGACUCCGAGGAGCACAAGGUUCUGGUCUGCACCUUGGCGGACGUGCUGUGCUCGGCGCUGGGCUGCGACGUGCGGCUGGACCUGUGGGAGGCGGGCAGCGUGGGGCGGCUGGGGGCACUGCCCUGGCUCUAUGUGCAGCGGGAGCUGGUGGCCCGGGAGCAGGGCACCGUGCUGCUCCUGUGGAGUCAGGGCAGCGCCCGGCUCUACCAGCUGUGGCUGGGGGCGGCCGCAGGCAGCAGCGGCUCUCCGGACCCCCACGAUCUGUUCGGCGCAGCCAUGUCCUGUCUGCAGGGCGAGCUGCAGGUGGGCGGGGGGGCAGGGCAGCUGGGCGACUGGGCGCUGGCCUACUUUGGCGAGCUGUGCAGCCGGCGAGAUGUGCCGCCUGCCCUGUGCCUGCUGCCCUGCUACCGCCUGCCGCGGGAGCUGCCUGGCCUGGCCCACUUGCUGCAGGGCAGCGCCCGGCCCCCCGCCUGGCUGCGCCCCAGCACGCUGCUGCACAGGCUGCUCAUGUCGGAGAAGAGAAAGUGCCUGCAAGGCAGGGUGGAGCUGUGCCGGAUGCAGCAGCCCGAGGGGGCGCCCCUGGCCAGGCUGGCAGCCCACCAGGUGGGGUCUGUGGGGCCCAGCCCCCGCGCCCCUCCAGCCAGGCCGACCUCGCAGAGACCCAGCUGCGCCUGA